Cotesia congregata is the source of this 285-nucleotide messenger RNA. Lineage: Eukaryota; Metazoa; Arthropoda; Insecta; Hymenoptera; Braconidae. The record is from the annotation of a GenBank genome assembly.
AUGAAACUAAUUAAAGAAUUCAAAAUUUGUACUCCUGCUGAAGUUGAGAACUGGCUCCAGAUUGAUUGUGAUGAUAACGGAUGGCAACCUCUGUCAGACAAUGACAUUCUGGAUGACCGGUGUAUUGCUGAGAAUCAAGAAGAAGAAGAAGAGUUUGAUGAUGAAAUCUCAUACAAUGAUCAAAAUUGUACGUUUGAUGAUUCCAUUAUAGAUGAUAGUCAAGAUGUAUUUAAUGACUGCCAAAAAGCUAGUCAAGAGUUAGUCAGAUUUGUGAUUCACAAAUAA